AAAAAAAAAUUAAAAGGAAGCUAAUUUACCAUUUUUGGAGCUCCGUCGUAUAUCUUUUUUUUUUUAAUACUCAUUUCCUUGAUCAAAACUUGUAUUAAGGAGGUAUUCAGAUUUUGUAAAUUGAACAAACCCUAAAAAAAGAAAAAAAAAGUGAUAGAGAAAGGCGAAAAGGGGGAGAGAGAGCAUCAUGACAACCGGAGAUCUCAUCAAUAUCCAUCCAACAGAGCUCAAAUUCCCUUUCGAGUUGAAGAAGCAGAGUUCGUGUUCGAUGCAAUUGACCAACAAGACUACUCAAUGUGUCGCUUUUAAGGUAAAAACAACGAGUCCUCGCAAGUACUGUGUCCGUCCAAACACUGGUGUUGUCUUACCCGGUGAUUCCUGCAAUGUUACAGUGACGAUGCAAGCCCAGAAAGAGGCACCUCUUGAUAUGCAAUGCAAAGACAAGUUCCUUGUUCAGACUGUUAUUGUCUCUGAUGGUACUUCUUCCAAAGAUGUCCUCGCCGAAAUGUUCACCAAGGAGGCCAGUAGAGUGAUUGAGGAGUUCAAAUUGCGGGUUGUUUACAUCCCUGCUAAUCCUCCUUCACCUGUCCCCGAAGGUUCUGAAGAAGGCAACUCUCCUAGGCCUUCCCUCAACGACUUCCCCUCUCAUAAUGCCUCUCUUUUUGAUGACAUGUCUAGAACGUUUGAACAAACUAAUGAGAAAUCUUCUGAGGCAUGGUCCAUGAUUUCCAAAUUGACCGAGGAGAAGACUAAUGCUAUCCAACAAAGUCAGCAGCUUCGACGGGAACUGGAAAUGCUGAGGAGAGAAUCAAGCAAGAAGCAGUCGGGCGGUCAUUCCUUACUGUUUAUGCUGCUCGUGGGUCUCCUUGGUUGCUUCUUUGGCUACAUCUUGAACCGGACUUAAACCCCUAUAUAUAUGGGGUUAUAGCUUCAUCAUCUUUUUUAAUCCAUCAUAUCGUUGCAAAGUUCUAAAGAGAGUAUUUUUUUGACCAGAUUUUUUCUUUAAAAAUUGAGGUGUUUUUAUUUAUUUAUUUUUUAAAGCUGUAAAAUGAAUAGCUGCUGUAGCUCAGGAACAAAGUGAUUUUGGGGCUGUUA
Messenger RNA from Camelina sativa (false flax), 1095 nucleotides. RefSeq names its product vesicle-associated protein 1-3. The record is from RefSeq and is a predicted model, not a curated record. NCBI's taxonomy places the organism in Eukaryota, Viridiplantae, Streptophyta, Magnoliopsida, Brassicales, Brassicaceae. Gene Ontology annotation, cellular component: endoplasmic reticulum membrane; plasma membrane. Gene Ontology annotation, biological process: endoplasmic reticulum membrane organization.